AAAUAAGAAGGAAGUAAGUGUUGAGGAAGUGCAAUACUUCCCAUGUGAGACAUUUAGACAGCCUCAUGCAAGGAAUAAUGAGAUCAUUCACAAGCUGUCAAGCCACAGACAUGCACCGGUUGAUUUGGUUUUCUCUCCUGCUUACCUACCUGCCAGUAACAGCGAACACGGAAAUGACUAAUAGCUGCUUAUCACAGCCGAACGAGGAUAUCUGGAUGAAAAUGGGACAAAGUGUGGUCCUUCCUUGUACCGUCACGCCGCAUUGUUCAGGCAAAGGCUGGCAUUAUGAGUGGUUUAUUUUCAAAGACGACUCCUAUCUUCGUCUAAAGCUGCAUGGCAAGUACAGUCUGGAUGGAGCAUCUUUACACAUCAAGUCACUUGUUGCUGAUGACAGCGGGAUCUACCACUGUGCUGCAGUACUGCAUGGACAACCAGCACGGGGCGGACAGCACGUAGGGUUGGGUACAACUCUGGUAGUGAAGGAAAAAGUUAGAAUAAUGGUGAGGCACAUUCUACUGUGGGUGUUUUUUGUCCUCUUGAUCAUCUACAGCUUGGCAGUAGUGACACUUAUUGUAAAGAAGUAUGGCUUCAGAAGGACGACCAAAACUGACAGGAGUAACUCAACCAAAACGACACAAUUUCGUGAUGUGCUGCAAGAAUUGUACAGCAAAAGGAACUUGCAGAGAAGUAAACGACUUGUGAGCAGAAACCGUUCCCAAGCUGAGGCGGCGAGCACGGACGCCAACAACUCAAAUGAUGACAUCUAUCAAAACGUCUAAGUGUCGUUCAAGGAUAUUAAAUGACAGAUCAUCACCACUGAGAGCAAAAAGCCUGAAGGAUGACUGAGGAAAUGUACAACUCAACACAGGCUACAGGGCAGCUUUGUGCUUUCUCACCUUUUCUCAUAAAGUGAGACAUAACAACCACAACAAAAGGUGCUGAGUCACACUUCCAUUUUUCUUGAGUUUUUCAGUUUCGGCAGUGAUACUCACAGCCCUCUUUUGAAAUCAAUCAAUGUUGGAGCAACAGUUCAUUCUUUUCAAAACCACGGCCGUGUUUACCUGAAAAACAAAAGAGGAAAGAAAAUCCAAUACAAUCCAGAGAUGUGGUCACAUAAUUUUAAUUCAUCAAUUUAAUUUCUUCCAUAUAUUUUAGGCUAAUGAGCCAUUCUAUAGAAAAAUAGAGUGAAUUUUACUUCCAGGAACGGAGAGUAAAAAGUAGCACGUAAUUUACAUUUACAACAGUGCAAAUACAGUAAGUAAAGAAAUGCAUUAUCUAAUUAUUGACCAACACUUUGAAGACAUAUAAGGAAAUCACAAACAAACAUGUAAACAUGUCAUUCUGGGUAUAGUUCUGUACAUUUCUGAUCAAAAACCAGAGAAACAUUUCACAUUCAGAUGCAAUAAGUUGAUCAUUACAAACAAUGUAAAGACAAAAAGGCACAUUACAGACGACUUUAGUUGUUAUACAGUACAGUGUAUGGUAGACAAUGUUAAACUAAGAAAGAAUAGGUUUCACUUUUGGUGUUGUAAAUCAUCAUUAAGGCAUUUAACAACCUGAUAUGUUUGAGGCAUCUUGCUGUGUCACAUUCUGUACAAUGACGUGAUGUUAAUAUGUCUAUGUGCAUUUUUUUUAACGUAUUAAAAGUUGUGAUAUGACCCAAUAUGAUCUAAUGUUACUCAAGUACUGGUUAUAUUUGCAGUGAAAUACAGCUCUGUAUUUCAUUGGCUGCACAGAUGUAAAUAAGUGUCAGAGCAUCAAGUUGAAUUACUGCAAUCUGGAGCAUGGCUGGAGUUAAAGCUAGUAUUGUAAUUUUGUCCACGUUUACAGCAAAUAUGAUGAUAUUUACUGCACUGCAGCCACUUAUUCAUAAUGUCUGCUGUAAUUAUAUGUUUGGCAGCAUUUUUCUUUGUUGUUUGGUUGAAUGUUUUGUGUACGUCUUGUGUUUAAAAGACACAUUUCUGAAAAACUUUAUAAUAAUAAAAUCAAAUAAAAUCAAAAAUUUUA
This is a messenger RNA of Dicentrarchus labrax (European seabass), 2007 nucleotides long. RefSeq lists its product as uncharacterized. The transcript has 6 exons. Lineage: Eukaryota; Metazoa; Chordata; Actinopteri; Moronidae. The record is from RefSeq and is a predicted model, not a curated record. Bases 66 to 779 code for a protein of 237 amino acids.